AUGCUACUCUCAGCUGUUCUCCUGUCUGCACUUAUUUAUGCAGCACUUGUUGAUGGAAGAAUAGUAAGGCAACGACGAUGUAUUGGCACCGGCUGUACAACCACAACUACAAGUAGGGUAACGAAGGUGAUUACUGAGACUACCUACGUGGACCCACCCACGACUUAUGUGCAACCGACGACCUAUAUGCGACCACCACCGCCGCCACCACCACCGCCACCUUGUAUUCAACCCGGCGGUCGCUGUAAUUUCAAUAUGCAAAGAGAGAAAACUGUUCUCAGACGAUUUCACGUGACUUCUUCAAGUCUGGACUCGUUUCUGACUCAGUUAUGCUUUCUGCGAAAGUUUAAGGAGAAGAUCAAGACGAAACACGUUGUGAACAACAACAUCAUGGAAGCUGGCGCCGAAUCGGACUUGUCAGGAUCAAGUGUCGAUGUGCUGAAUACUUCACUUACGUCAACGCCAAUGAAUGCUGCACUUACAUCUACUCCACUGGCACCAAAAAACGUGCCUGCUGACAUCUCACCAAUACUCCCAUCAACAAUGCAGUCGGAAAGCGAACCUGUUGAAAUCUCGCCAAUAUUACCGUCGCCGAUGCUACCAGAAAGGGAACCAUUAUCUCUGUCACCCUCGAUCAAUUCACCAAAUGAUCCCAAUGAUUCACUAGAUGGUCGAGAUGGAAGAAUGCUUAUUGGCGGAUUACCGAUUCCGCAUUUGCGCUUACCACUCCUUGAUCUCUCUCCAAUUUACGACAGCGUUUUUCUGAGCAAAACAUCGUCUGACAAAUCAGCGUCUAUGAGAGAAGGACUCCCUCCAUCUCCCAGGGAUACCCCAAGAACACCUGGAUCCCGAAGUUUUUCACCGCGAAACCGCUCAAUCUUCUCUCCGGAGUCCUCACCAAGAUCGUUGCGUUCUCCUGGCACUGAUGGCAGUGGUGUACUACUUCAAUUCUCCCCGCAGAAAUUGUCCGAUGUCAGCGACUCAUCACAAAAUCAAAAACUCAGUAGACAAUCUAACGAUCUCCUCAUCACUGAGCCUAGCAAGGAUAUUUCGCCAAAGACAAAUGGGCACACUCAGCUAAACAAAACCUUCAAUGUUAGCAGGCACGAUUUGGACUCGUCAUCUGGCACAUCUGAUGGCUCACUAAACGCCACGCAUGGCACGAAAAAUCUUGAAGAGAGUGUUUCCAUCAUCAAUGACAAGAGUUUUGACAAUCGUAGUGGUUUUAAUAAAACUUAUGCUUUGCGUGGACGAGCAAUCAAUGUUCCCAAGUUCCACUAUCCUCAAGGGAAGCCCGUCUCGACUGUGGAAAACGAUUCAGCUUUACGUCGUGUAUGCAAGGUUUUCCGCGAAUUACCGGGUGAACAGUGUUCGUUAGCUGAUAUGCCACGAGUAUGUGAAGCUGCCAAUUUGCCACUCUAUUGGAAACAUCCGAUCUUCAUGUCGCUGACCAAGGGAGAAGUCCGUAGCGCGACUUUGAUGGACUUCACUGCAUGGUGGCGUGCUAUGACAAGCAUCGCUCAUGAUGAAGCUGCGAGGUUUGUUUACACGCUUAGCGGUGGAAGCAGAAGUUACAUUACAAGAGAAGAUUUGUACGGCAUGGUUAUGGACAUCAUGCAUACACAUCCAGGGCUGGAGUUCUGUCGAGAAGCGGUCGAUUUCCACGACAAAUACUGUGAUGUGGUGAUAGCAAGAAUUGCUUGGAAUCUUGGUUGCGUCUGGCAGGGGAGAAUCACGGCUGAUUGCCUUCGUAAGUCGGAUUUUCUUCGAGCGGUACGGCAAUUACAAGAGGAUAGCGAUAUCAAUCGUUGUGUUCGCUACUUUAGCUAUGAACAUUUUUACGUUAUUUACUGCAAAUUUUGGGAGAUUGACAAUAAUCAUGACCAAAUAGUCAGCAAGACUGAUAUGAAACUUCAUAAAGACGGCGCUAUAACUGAUCUCGUACUUGAUCGCAUCUUCUUCUCCUGUGCAGUAAGACUUACAAAGAAGGAUACCAUGAAUCUGAUUGGCUUUACUAAUUUUCUUCUUGCUGAAGAGGAUAAGAAUCACCCUACUAGCGUAGAGUAUUGGUUCCGAGUUUUGGAUGAGGAUGGAGAUGGUUACAUAUCAAUGUACGAAAUGGAGAAGUUUCAUCAAGCAGUUAUUGAUAAAUUAACCGAAGAAAGAAUUGACACAAUGUCUUUCAAGGAUGUUGCCUGCCAGAUGUUUGAUAUGAUCUGCCCAAAAAAUGGCACAGCUUUCCGCCUGAUGGAUCUGAAAAAAUCGCCGUUGAGUAUACGUUUACUAAAUGCAUUGAUAAAUUGGCGAAAGUUCUAUGCUCAGGAAGUUACUGAAGGUACGGAAAGAGUUCUCGAUGAAAAUGGACGAGAAUUAUCGGAUUGGGAACGCUUCUGUUCCGAAGAAUAUGAAACGAUGAUGGAGAACGAGGAAGAAGUUGAUGAAAACUUUUUUGUUUGCCUCGAUGACGACAACGGCUCAAAUCAAACAUUCUGAUCUCUGAUGCUGCUGAUCAGCAGCAUCUGAUCUACAGCAGCGUGCACACAGGAUGCGCCAAAAGUGCCGUUCAUUCUCCUCUCAUGAAUCCUCGUCUAAAUGAGUUUGAUUCAUUGUUUAUUCUAAUGCAAACACACAUGCGUGAGCAUAUCACUCUUACGGUUAUUUUGAAUCAGGUACUUUGAUAGUCUGUGUCAUCUCAUUUCCAUUUGCUUUGAUUUUUUCUUUUUCUCCUUUACAUUUUCCCUUUAUUUCCCUAUUCUACUUGUUUGCAUGGUAUAUUCUUCUCUGUCGGAUAACCUACUUAAUUUCUUAUUUUAACUCAUUCUUAACCGUUUUAUCGUUAGACGCAGCUCAGUUCGCAUUGUUUAGAAAUUUACUGUUGUACUAUUGAGUUUUAAUGAAUUUAUCCAAUCCUUCAAAUCAACGUGUGUAUGUGCUCAAUUGUUCCUUAGCAUUGCGUGAGUUGCUAUAGCAAGUUUUAUUUUCAUUUUUCUUGUUUUAUCUAUCAAAUGUGUGUACAAGAGAAUUUUAUGAUUUAGAUAUUGAAGUAAAUGCCUGUAAAUUAGUGUUUACAUAAAUCAGUAUGAUAUCAAUAUCUUAAACAAACGAUGUUUUUUGCGCUAGUAUAAUGUAGUGUCUCCAAACUUGAUCUGAAUCACGACUUAG
Molecule: messenger RNA, 3162 nt
Organism: Cylicocyclus nassatus
Lineage: Eukaryota; Metazoa; Nematoda; Chromadorea; Rhabditida; Strongylidae
Source: the annotation of a GenBank genome assembly